GGUGGCCUACCUCGCAGGCGCUAGACCGAAUCCGCGGUUUUAUGCAGAAAGGCUUAUGUCCAACAGACCACGUUUCGAGUCAAUCCAGUCGCCUGACCGUACUUUUAGGUGAAAGUGUUUCUGUUGCUGAGACACUGCAAAACAAAAGAGAACUAGAAGAGGAGUCCACCCAUUGGCCGCUUGAUCGUCAUCGCGCCAUCGCCAUGAUGAGCCGCAGACCCCAGCCGAGCAUUGUUGGGCAAGCUUCAGGCCGCUGCAGACUUCUUGUUCUGUCUAGCGGCGGCGUGUUAGCAUUAGUGUCGAUCGCACGAGUACGUUGUCGACCUCAGUUUUGAACCAUGCCUUCGUCCGAGCCCUCAAGUGUCACUCUCACCGACCAGGCCCAGACGACCGAGACCCAGGCCCGGUGCACUUGUCCCAUCGAGGAGAGUGAGCAGAGCGACCCGAGCACGGCGAUGGCCACGGCCGUGGCCUUCUUGGAGGCGAAGGUGCGGCGCGUGGAGCAGUGGCUGCUGCAGGACCUGCGUCACGGACGCGCCGAGCGGCGCCUCUUGGAGAACAUCAUCAGCAUCAAGGAGGAAGAUCUCGAGUACCACAAACAGCGAUUAGAUGGAGUUAAGAAGCAAGCAGCUAGGCUGGAGAGGGAGCUGAUCGAGUGUCGAUGGGAGUUGCUGAAGUGUCGAAGGCAGGAGCGUCAGACAUUUGCGGACAAUUUGCAUCUUCGUAGUGACAAUAGUAAACUGCAAAUACUAAUCACAAAGCUACGGCCCUACAAUUUUAAACUCGUGAAUAAUUCUUUGGUACAAUACUCUGAUACUGAAUUGUAAAUAGCUCAAAUGACAAAU
Messenger RNA from Thrips palmi, 845 nucleotides. RefSeq lists its product as uncharacterized. Bases 339 to 827 code for a protein of 162 amino acids. The record is from RefSeq and is a predicted model, not a curated record. NCBI's taxonomy places the organism in Eukaryota, Metazoa, Arthropoda, Insecta, Thysanoptera, Thripidae. The transcript is spliced from 4 exons.